AAAACUCCGAAACAGUUUUUUAACGACCAAGCCGCCCGCGUUGUCCAGUUUUUUUUACAAAAGAAAAGAGAAUGGAUACCCCAAAAAGGACCCCCUUGCGCAAUAAACACCUCGAGAAGGUCUUUGGGAAUAUCCUUGGCACCCCACUGAAGAUUCCACCUUCGCCACAGCUGCAGAAACUCGGAUUUGGCACAGGAAUCGAGGUCUGUCGGGUGAAUAGGACCCCCAAUAAGGAUGUGGCGAAAUCUCCGUGGGCUAUAAAACGUCUCAAUCGUUGUGCCAUGACGGGAGACAUUGAGAGGAGUGAGGUUUAUUCAGAGAGAUUGGACAAGGAAGCGAGUUUGUUGCGGAAGCUCAAACACCCGAAUAUUGUGGGCUUCAGGGCGUACAAGAAGGAUCAGGAGGGACGCAGUGUGCUCGCCUUGGAGGUGUGUGACCUCUCCCUGGCAGAUAUUCUCGAGAAGCGCCUGGAUGAGGAAGCAGGGCCCCUGCCAGUGAUGAAGAUCCACAGAUUCUGCCUCGAUAUUGCCUCAGCUCUGGACUACCUUCACAGGGAGGUGAAGAUUCUCCAUGGGGACAUGAAGUCCGGCAAUGUCCUGGUCAAGGGGGAUUUUGAAAUUUGCAAAUUGUGCGAUUUUGGCGUAUCCCUGAAGCUCAACGCUUCCGGAUAUGUGGAUGAUGUGGAAAAGUACGUGGGAACUGACCUUUGGGCAGCUCCUGAAGUAAUUGACGAGGCGUGCGAGCUAAUUGGGAGUCCCUGUGACAUCUUCAGCUACGGACUGGUCAUUUAUGAGACUCUAGUGCUGAUGCCACCACAUCUCUUUGGCCUUGGGGACGAUGGAGAUCUCAGCUUUUCAGAGCUGGAUGAACGUGUUGGGACACGGCCACCACUUCCGGAAACUCUGGAUCUCCCGGAAGAGUACAACAUCUACGUGGGGCUCUUCUAUGCAUGCACCUACGAACUUCCGGAAGAUCGCCCAACAGGCCAGGGAAUCAUGAAAAUGCUCACAUAGUUUUAUUUACAACAAUAAAAAUUUUCCGGGGUUUUUCGUCGGUUAAAUGGGGGUUUCUCACCCAGAAAAACUCACGUUUUCCAGAGCUUUCGGCUCCGUUCAGAGCCUUCUUCAGUGGCUACAGAGGGAAGGAAUUUAUUUACAACAUUUUUUUUAUUCUUUUAUCAAAAAUAAAAUUAUUUCCGGGA
Molecule: messenger RNA, 1201 nt
Organism: Lutzomyia longipalpis
Lineage: Eukaryota; Metazoa; Arthropoda; Insecta; Diptera; Psychodidae
Product: lymphokine-activated killer T-cell-originated protein kinase homolog
Exons: 2
Coding region: 72-1013 (313 amino acids)
Biological process (GO): protein phosphorylation
Cellular component (GO): cytoplasm
Molecular function (GO): protein serine/threonine kinase activity; ATP binding
Source: RefSeq, a predicted model, not a curated record